Molecule: messenger RNA, 1533 nt
Organism: Trypanosoma cruzi
Lineage: Eukaryota; Euglenozoa; Kinetoplastea; Trypanosomatida; Trypanosomatidae
Product: dihydrolipoamide dehydrogenase, putative
Exons: 1
Coding region: 1-1533 (510 amino acids)
Cellular component (GO): mitochondrion; oxoglutarate dehydrogenase complex
Molecular function (GO): dihydrolipoyl dehydrogenase (NADH) activity; flavin adenine dinucleotide binding
Source: RefSeq, a predicted model, not a curated record
AUGUUACAUCGUAGCUACUUUUGGGGACUAAAAAAAGUUGAUGUUUGUGUGAUUGGAGGCGGUCCCGCAGGUAUUGCCACGGCUUUACGUGCGGUUGACUAUAAAAAAAAGGCAUGCAUUGUUGAAGCGAAUCGAAUUGGAGGAGCGGACCUUUGGAAUGGCGCAUUGCAGUCCAAGACUUUAUGGGAAAUGUCUAAAUUUGUCCGAUUAAUGACUGGUCAAACGGCAAGCCGGUUUAUGAAACCCCUUAUGCCUCUUCCCCCAAUCGACUCUUCAAAUGCACAAAAAGCCAUUAAAAAUGCGUCUGAGCUUCGAUAUACUCAAAUAGUUCAUCAACUGAAAAUUGUUGAUAUUGAUGUUAUUGAGGGAUAUGGGUCAUUCAUGUCCCCUCAUUCUGUAGAUGUUCAACUUGCUUCUGGGGGCACAGAGAGGGUGGAGGCGGAUUAUUUUGUUAUUGCCUGUGGAGCUCAACCACGGAAACAUGUUUCUGUGACUUGGGACGGUAAAGUGGUCUUUACCUCAGAUGAUAUCAUGAAUAGGGCUUUUCCGAAGAGUAUUGUUAUAAUUGGUGCGGGUGUGAUUGGUUGUGAAUUCGCUUCUAUAUUUGCAAACUUUGGUAUGACAAAAGUUAACGUCAUCGAAAAGAGCAAUCGUAUUUUACCCAUGGAAGAUGAUGAUGUGGCAGAGUUUGUCCAAAAACUACUUGAAAAUAAAGGGGUUACUUUUCAUCAUCAUUCAGCCCUGGAAAGUAAUAAAGUCAAAAAUGGACAAUUUCAUUACACAUUGAGGAAUUUAAUAGACAACAAAUUGACGACGCAUAUUGUGGACAAUGCUUUAGUUUCCAUUGGAAGAGAACCCAAUUUAAGUGGUCUGGGGUUGGAAAAUAUCGGAGUAGGGCUUCAACGAGGGAAACUUGAAAGAGAUCAGUUUAAUCGUGUAAAACCCCACAAGCACAUUUAUGCAUGUGGGGAUGUGGCUACCAAAUUUGCUCUUGUAAACGUUGGAGAAUUGGAAGGACGCUCUUGUAUUGACCACAUUUAUCAUCCUCAUCCUGAGGGUGAAUUUGUUCAACGAUUAGAUAAUUUGUCUACAAUUAUGUUUUUGGAUCAAGAAGUUGCUGCAGUUGGAUUGAAUGAGCAGCAAUGCCGGAAACAAAAUAUAGCAUACAAAAUGGCUCGUUAUGGAUAUGAAUUUGUGGCCCGAGCUGUGGCUAUGGGAAAUACCAGGGGAUUUGUUAAAUUAAUUGUUACAAAUGAUCGCGAGAUGCAAGUUCUUGGUGUGCGAGCCAUAGGACCUCAUGCAAGUAGUGUUAUAGAAUUGGCCUCAUUGGCAAUUCAUAAUAAAGAAACACUUUACAAUUUGAGCGAGCUUCGCACUGCUUAUCCAACUGUUACUCAAGGAUUUCAAGAAUGCGUAAAUAUGCUUCUUGGAACUUCUUUGUUAAAACCAAAUGUUUUUCCACAACUCGUUCUUCAAGAGUGGUCUCCUCCAAAUUUUGAUCGUGGUAGAGCAUAUCAAGGAGAUAGAAUAUAG